This is a messenger RNA of Pangasianodon hypophthalmus (striped catfish), 3329 nucleotides long. Its product is annotated as transmembrane protein 250. The transcript has 2 exons. Lineage: Eukaryota; Metazoa; Chordata; Actinopteri; Siluriformes; Pangasiidae. The coding region runs from base 551 to 970 and encodes 139 amino acids. The record is from RefSeq and is a predicted model, not a curated record.
UUAUUUUUUUUCCCCCCUAAGGCUCAGACGCUUGAACGCUAACUUAGCUAGCUUGCUUGCUCAUAUUCAUACAAAUCCCGCCUCCUGCACUGUGAUUGGCUGAGCUUGAACGCGUCUUAGACUGUGAUUGGCUAGAACUGUCUGCCUCAUGCGCUAGGAUUGGCUGAUUGGAUGGAGCUGUCCUAGCCACUGCUGUAGCGGCUUUGGGCGGAUUUGUUAGCAUGACGACUAGCACAAAGAACUAGCCGGUUUAUUUUCAUUUAUUGCUACAAAUAAAUAUUUUUCUAAGGAAUUACAUUAAAACAAGUAAAGUAGAUACAUAUUUAACAAGUGACAAAAAUAUUUUGCGAAUUCUGGCGUGAAGUGGAAACGGAAAUGGAAGCGAGCCGAGAAGUCACGCAGCGGCCAUGAGAGCGACAGAUAUUCAUCCUGUAACCGCACGCAAAACUUCCAACCUCACGCCACGUCCCGUAACACUGCCAUGUCAUCGACCCAUGAGGCGUCGGCCGCGUCGUGAGCUCGCUCUGCGAGGGGCUCGUCCGGCCCACUCAUGCCCGUGAUCCCCAUCCCGAGGCGGGCGCGCUCCUUCCACGGCCCCCACAGCACGUGCAUGCACUCGGCCUGCGUCCCGGCGCGCGCCUCCCAGCUCCUGCGCACCAACUACAGCAACUUCGACCUGUACCUGAAGUCGCGCUGGACCUACGGCUUCGUGCGCUUUCUCCUCUACUUCGGCUGCAGCCUGUUCACGUCGCUCCUGUGGGUGGCGCUCGCGACGCUGCUGUGCCUCGAGUAUGUGUGCGUCCGCGUCGUCCUGCGCCUGCAGUACAAACUCUCGGUCAUCCUGCUGCUCCUGGGACAUCGCAGGCUGGACUUCGGCGUCCUGAACGAGAUCUUCAUAUACAGCAUGCACAUCACCAUGUUCCUGGUGGGAGGACUCGGCUGGUGCUUCAUGGUCUUCGUGGAUAUGUAGACAGUUUGAAAAGAUGCGGAAAGUAACGUUUACGCGACGUCCAUCUCGCGCCGAAUGUAGUCGAUCAGCCGAGACGUGUUUGGGACGUCAAGCUCACGUCUUUAGUUUUGAGCUAUAGCUCCACGGCUGAUGCAGGAAACUCAUAAUGAAAGUCUAUACAAUUCUUCAUAAAUUCGCUUCAAAUCAUAAUCCGUAUUAACUGUGUGAGAAUCUCGCUCUUUCAGACGAUACAGUACGUAUCACGAUACGUAGUGUACGAUACGAUACGGUUAAACACGCAACGAUUUGAUGCACUUCAAUUCGAUUCACAAUCACCGAUACGAUUGAGUUCAUCACUGAUACGAUUCAGUUUCUUUACUGAUACGAUUCAGUUCAUCAGUGAUACGAAUCGAUUCAUGCCUGAUUCAGAUUUAAUUCCAGUUUGAUUCAGUUGAGUUAAAUUUGCAUUUUCCGCCACAGGAAAGUCACACACACACACACACACACACAUGUGCAUCGAUUUUCGACAGCAGUACUGAUUUCUAAGGCGUUUUCCUUUUCAAUUCGCAUCUUUUUCCGACAUUUCGUCCGUUUCCUUCCAGCUUUUUGAUACAUUUCCACCUUCGAGAGUUAACAGGCGUGGCUUAGGAAGUGUCAUGAUAAGAAGUUUCAAGGAAAGAAGAUUUACAAGAUGUAGAUAAUGUAGCAUUUCCGCAUUCAGCUACACGGUGAAGAUUUAUUUGUGUUUAAAGAUGACAGGAAAUCAGACCCUGUGUGUGUGUGUGUGUGUGUGUGUGUGUGGGGUAUCACUGAAGAUCUGGAUGCAGUUUUGAGAUUUUUUCAGGGAAACAGACUUGCAUUGUGGGUUAUCUACGUUAGCCUCGUGGCUCCAGUGCAGCAUUGAAGAGUCAGACGUCACACACGCACCAAACACGUCUUGGCUGAUCGAAUACUUCCGGUGUAAAAUGGAAGAUUGUGUACCUUUCUUUUUUUUUUUUUUUUUUUUUUUUUUUUAACUAAACUAUUCCUUUAAAUACUGUAAACACAACACUAACUAAUACUAAUGUGCCAACUGUUUACUGCAUGACAAACUUUUUUAGUGCAUUAUUUACUGACUUUGUGGGAAAAAAAAAUCACCAACUCUUUCACAUUCCAGACAUUUCUCCAGCAUGCUCCAUUGUUGAUGCCAUAUUAAAGGUGCCGUCUGUGUGAUUUCAUUUAACCUCAAAGCAGAAAUUGUAGCUUUAAGGGGGAAGUUCAGCGGAAAAUCAAAUUGAGGCUGAAAAAUGUACCUCAAAGUGCAAUCAUAGACUCAUCCAUCUCUUUAAAAAAUGAUGUAGCUUAUAAGGAUUUGGUUAGGAAUGUACGGAAAAGAUUUCGGGAGACUCGAGUACUAUUCGGACGGGAUUAGUUUUCCGGACACGUGUCUGAUGACUGAUGUCGGAUGGCGUCUGGAGUAAUUAUGAUCGAUUCGAAUGAAAAAUAAAACAUCCAUGCGUACUACAUACACACACCUCAUUUUAAUACAAACUGAUUGUUGUUAGGGGGCGUGGCCACACAAGCUGAUCAUUAGUAGGUCACAUGACCAUAACGUAUGUCGGUUAUACUUGUGCUAAGAACGCGUAACUAAAAGUCUCGGAAGCGUGGCUUCUCUAACACGUCCUUUUAAACGUCGUCUGUAUUUUAUCGUGUGUUUUAAACUCGCUUCCUGGAGUGUCUUUACGUGCAGUCUGGAAAAAGUGGCGUGAUUCGGACGGGACUAAAAUCCCAGAGAUACUCCGGUGAUAAUUACGUUACACACCUCUGGAUGUAAAACUAAUCCCGUCCGAAUAGGGCUUCCAUGACUUUUUAGCUAUUUUAUUUGUAGCUUGAGUAAAAAAAAAAAAAAAAAGUAAUGAAGAAUCGAUUACAUUUGAGGUAAAUGGGAGUGUUGUGUACGUGUUUCACCAAACUCUUCCUUUAAUCUGAGUGGGGAAAGUGUCACAUGAUCACACAAGGAGAGUUUACUACGCCUCUCGAUGCCAAGCAGACCAUGAGUCUGAUGCCCCACGUCGGGCAAGAGAGCGAAACCGCUUCACACAAUCCGCUAUUGUUCGGGGAUCAAGGCGUCAUAUGCCUCGUGCUUGGCCGGACGCUUUCUUUUGUUCCCUAAACGAAGCCACUCGGGGGACGUUUGGGUCCAACAGCGUGAAACUCGCACCGCGCCGUCACACGUCACACAUCCUCUGAUGAACACAUGAUCGACCUCGCUGGUGUGUCUCUGCUGUGCCAUGUUCAUUAACCGUUAAUAUGUUCAUUUCAUUCAUUCAUUCAUUCAUUAAGUUCACUGGACCCUCAGGAACUGCAUUUUGUAAAAAAUAAAUUUAUUUAAAGCUCAAAA